UGUUGUGUUUAUGUAAGUACUGAAUCCGAUCCAGAAGAAAGUGUAAUGUUGGAAAAAUGGUUGAUCUAGCUAGGCAGGCGUUUAGUUCUAGAAAUUAUGAUUUAGCUGCAGAUAUUUAUGAACGAUCUAUAUCAGAACAUGGACCAAAACCCGAAUUACUUCUUGGAUUAGCUGAUUGUUUUGCCAAGGCUGGUCACUUUGAGAAGGCAUUUACUGCAUAUUCGAAAGCCUGUAGAGUUGGAUGUGUUUCUCACAAGGAUUUAAAACAUUUGGUUUCAUCUUUGGUGAAUUGCGUUAAGCAAGAAAAACAGGUAGACGCCGUUAUGAACAGCACGGUAAUGUUCGACUGCUUAAUAUGCCGAAAUAUGCUGAACGACCCUGUGACUAUACCAUGUGGACACACAUUUUGUCGUUCAUGUUUAAGUAAAGAGACAUCCAAACAGUGCAAGAAUUGUGGGACAGUAAACCAUUAUCUAAAUGUUUCAAGGAUCAAAUCGAACAUUUUAUUAAGUCAGGUCGUUGAAAAUUGGUUUCCGGAUCAUUGUAAAGCGGUCAAAAUUAAAAAAGACGCAAACUGGGCUUUUCAGUCGUGUAACUUUAAGGAUGCGAUAAGUCUAUAUACUAAUGCUAUUGAAAUGGCACCAACAGAUCAUAUAUUAUGGAGUAACCGUUCCCAUGCUUUCUGUAGACUGGACCGCUUUAAGGAAGCUCUUGAUGAUGCUGAACAUGUUUUACAACUGAGACCAGACUGGCCAAAGGGUUAUUUUAGACGGGGUUGUGCAUUAUAUGGUUUAGAACGCUAUGAAGAGUCGGUUGUUGCACUAUUACAGUGUCUUGCCUUAGAUUCUACUAUAGAUACUGCCAAAGAUUAUCUCUCAAAGGCACUUCAUAACAUCAUAGUACCAUUGUCUCCAGAUGAUCCAAAAACAGCCGUACUACAACGGGAACUAAAUCCAUCAUUACUUGAUCGUUUAAUUCGCUCUAACUUUGACACAUCAUUACUUCUUCCCAGUGUAACUGUUGAUACUGUGAGACAAUUGAAGGAGAUUAUUACAGAUACUGUUGCCACGGCAACCAAUUUUCUGGAAGGCAGGGCUAGAGCAAGCACUGAUGAUCAGAAUUGUGGGGUGAUAUACACUAGAGAUGGGGGAAGUUCUUCUCAGGAAUCUACAUCAAAAUGCAUAUCAGCACCAGGAUCACGUGCCAGCACGCCAGUACAGAUACCAAAGAGAACAAAUUCCCUGGCUUCCAACAUGUAUUACCUCAACCAGACAUGUGAUGAAAGCAGCAGUGAGGAGGUUGCUAUGUCAACAAGUUCUGAUCAAACUGAUAAUGAUAAUAAAGAUUGUCCGAGAAAUUUCAACAAGCCAGACGUAGAUGCAAGUUUAUUAAAGAAAGAAGAUUUUGAAUGUAGUCUAUGUUACCGUCUAUUGCAUCUACCUGUAACAACACCAUGUGGUCAUGUUUUCUGCCGUCCAUGUCUUGAUAAGGUGUUAGAUCAUAAAACUGAGUGUCCUCUUUGUAAGAGCUGCUUGGCUGAGUAUUUGGCUGAGAGGAGGCAAGCUGUGACAUCUGCUGUAGAGAAUUUGUUAGAGGCAUACUUCUUUGAGGAGACAAGGCUGAGAAAACAACAACAUGAAGAGGAACUUAAUGAAAUAUCAGGGCUAGGAUUGGCUAAUCAGUUGGAAAUACCUGUAUUUGUAUGUACCCUUGGAUUCCCGUAUGUUCCAUGUCCUCUACAUAUAUUUGAGCCACGUUACAGGUUGAUGGUACGACAGUGUAUGGAGUCAGGUAGUCGUCAAUUUGGAAUGUGUACAGCAACAGGGGACGGAGAAGAGGAUUUCUCCGAGUAUGGGUGUAUGCUAGAGAUUCGAGAUGUUCAGUUUUUCCCGGACGGCAGAUCUCUGGUAGAUACAGUAGGCGGGAAGAGGUUUAAGGUAUUAAGUAGAGGUCAAAGGGAAGGAUACAGUACAGCAAAGGUGGAAUUUUUACAGGACACUGAACCAGAAAACCCUGAAGAAUUAAAGGCAUUGUCAGACAAGUUAUAUGGUAUAUGUUAUAGCUGGUAUCAGGGUGUACCACAGUCACAGAAAGAUCAGAUACGUCAACAUCUUGGAGAGUUUCCUACAGUAGAUAAUGAUAAUAAUAUUGGUCCGAAUGGCACGGCCUGGCACUGGUGGAUGAUCGCAGUUCUUCCACUUGAUCCUAGAAUUCAGGUUGCUAUGUUAGCUAUGCAAUCAUACAAAGAACGUCUACUGGGGUUGAAGAAAGUGUUAGGAUUCUUGAAAAAUAAACGUGAUAGUAGGUGACUAGUUAUAGUAGUGUCAGUUAUGAUUCUUGUUAUCAAUAUUUUAUUCAGAUACAUCAGUUAAACUAUCAUCAUACUUUACAUUCACUAAUCCAGCAAAUCAUAAAAUGAUUAACUGAUGUGUGAAAAUACGAGUAUCUGUGAACAACAGUAAGACAACAUAUACAUUAGACAGUUCACUAGGGGAGGCAACUCAUCAUCAUGAUUAUAUACAAACAUUGAUAUAUGCAAAAAUAGCAGAUAAUAAAGUGUAUUUCAGUUUGUUAGUGAUCAUGCUACCAUCAGAUGGUCUGAUUUUAUUUUACCUUUUGAUAUUGUCAGCUUAGAUUGUAGGACAUGUAAAAUAAGCUUAUUGUUUUAAAAUACAUCUGGAGAUAACACAAUAUAACAAUUGAUUAAUGCUUGAUGCUCUAGUACUGUCUUAGUAAUAUUCUGUACUGUAAAAUGGAAGACUUUUGUUAACAUACAUUAUAUCAGUGCUUCUGAUUGUAAAGAAUAAUUAAUUUGUCAAGUUGAAUAAAGAAAAAAGCACUAGUUCAAUUAUAUGAAAUUGGCUCAUUUGUUGGAAGUUAAAAGAAUGAAU
Molecule: messenger RNA, 2891 nt
Organism: Ruditapes philippinarum (Manila clam)
Lineage: Eukaryota; Metazoa; Mollusca; Bivalvia; Venerida; Veneridae
Product: LON peptidase N-terminal domain and RING finger protein 1-like
Exons: 11
Coding region: 57-2309 (750 amino acids)
Molecular function (GO): protein binding
Source: RefSeq, a predicted model, not a curated record